This is a messenger RNA of Aedes albopictus (Asian tiger mosquito), 933 nucleotides long. RefSeq names its product trypsin-1. The record is from RefSeq and is a predicted model, not a curated record. NCBI's taxonomy places the organism in Eukaryota, Metazoa, Arthropoda, Insecta, Diptera, Culicidae. Gene Ontology annotation, molecular function: serine-type endopeptidase activity. The coding region runs from base 54 to 902 and encodes 282 amino acids. The transcript is spliced from 2 exons. Gene Ontology annotation, biological process: proteolysis.
UAUCACGAAUUAGAUAAGCGAUCAGUGGUAUCAAUAUAUAGGACACAUUGCUAAUGCUACGGCUCAGUAAUGUUUUGACAAUGAAGAUACUUCCUGUGUUAUUCUCUGUGCUGGCAAUUAGCUGGGCAGCACCUGGAUUUGUAGACGAGGACCCCUCGUUUAUGUCCGGUCGCAUUGUUGGCGGCAUCAAUGCGUUGCCCAAUGAGUUCCCGUCGAUGGUAUCGGUCCGGCGAGUAGUUCUCAUCGUGACAGCUCACGUUUGUGGUGGAUCGAUUUUGAACAACUUCUGGAUCAUGACGGCCGCCCACUGUAUAACGGAAUCCCCGCAGAACUCUCGUUUUGUCGUAUGGGCUGGAUCGCACGACUUCAACCAAAACGAGGCAACUCGGCAAGCGAUCAACGUGAUGAGUCACGCCAUUCAUCCGGACUAUGACGGAGGCGUUAAUCCAAGCGAUAUCGCGGUAAUGAGACUUCAGUCGCCCUUGACCUUUACGGCAGCGGUCCAACCGGUUGUUUUGCCGCCAGAUUUCAGUACACCACGACUCGGACCGGUUACGCUGGCAGGAUGGGGUAGCACCACGGGUGGCAGUACGUCAAUGCCAGCGAUUCUACAAAAGGUUGUGAAGCCGUUGAUCGAUUGGAACACGUGUGAACAGGCUAAUGGAGGACCAGGGGCUUCACCACUGGGACCCACCAAUAUUUGCACGGGUCCGCUGACCGGUGGGAUCUCGGCUUGCUCGGGUGACUCUGGCAGCCCACUGUACAUCAUUGAGAACGGUGUGCAGACUCAGGCUGGCAUUGCAUCCUGGGUGUGGAUGCCAUGUGGAACCAUUGGACGACCAUCGGUCUACGUUGGAGUGUCGCAUUAUUUGCCAUGGGUACGGCAACAGCUUGGUGGAUGAACAAUAAAGAAUUUUAGUAUUGGUCAUCAAA